Messenger RNA from Drosophila persimilis, 995 nucleotides. RefSeq names its product mpv17-like protein 2. Gene Ontology annotation, biological process: mitochondrial ribosome assembly. The transcript is spliced from 2 exons. The record is from RefSeq and is a predicted model, not a curated record. The coding region runs from base 237 to 923 and encodes 228 amino acids. Lineage: Eukaryota; Metazoa; Arthropoda; Insecta; Diptera; Drosophilidae. Gene Ontology annotation, cellular component: cytoplasm; membrane.
UUGUUUGCGGCAAUCGAACCUAACCUUAAAAAACGGCCACCGUCAGAGGUCGGCCGUGGCGACGAGCGACGACAACGAAACGACACAAUUUUUGGCGGCCUAUAAAUAACGCGAAUAGAAGACCAAAGCAAAAGUGGAGACCGACGCCGACGCUGUCGUUGUGCUGCGCAGGGCUGCUGUGAACCGUUUCGAAAGUGAUAUCGAUAUAUCGCCAGAGAGGGAGCCGCCGUGCAGUUAUGUGGCACAUUGUUUCCACUGCUCCGAUGCGAAACGCCGUUUCACGUUUGCUCAUCCAUCAAAAGCAUCCAGCCACAGUAUUGGCAACAAGCCUCCCCCGAAAUUAUGGCCGGGGGCGACAUUGGAACAAUUUUUUGGCGAAAAUGUUUGGCAAAUAUUUGGCCGUUACGAAUAUUGUGGGGUCCGGACUUCUGCUGGUGGCCGGCGACGCAGUCACACAACAAUAUGAAAGAGCCGUUCAUAAGAGAUUGUUCGACUUUCACCGUUCGGGAUGCAUGUUCCUAACGGGUUUGGCUGUUGGCCCAGUGCAGCAUGCAUUCUACAGUCACCUAGAUGUAUACCUGCCGGAUUCGAAACGUAUUACUGCAGUGAAGAAGAUCUUUUUCGAUCAGAUGUUCAUGUCGCCAACAUAUAUAUUUCUGUUCUUCUAUGUAUCCAGCCUGCUGGAGGGCAAAACAAUCAAGGAGUCCAAUGCAGAAAUUCGCGAGAAAUUCCUAUACACCUGGAUGAUCGACUGUUUGAUCUGGCCAGCAGUACAGUACCUGAAUUUUCGCUUUCUCAAUCCCAGGCAUCGUGUGGUCUUCAUAAACGUGACCAACUGUAUGUACAUAGUCCUGCUCUCUUAUAUAAAGCACGAUUGGGCCCUCCAUAAUCAAAAUCCUGAAAUAAAAGAAAAAUCCGACUAGAAUCCAUACAUCGAUUGCCCCCUCACUCAUCGAUUUUCAUUUCAAAUCAACCCUUAACAAUGAUAGAAAUCA